ACAAAAUUUAAAAAACACUUUUGAAGAUAUUAAUUAUAAUUUGCAAAAUGGCAACUACUAAAUCUUUUUUAAUUUUAAUUUUUAUGAUAUUAGCAACUACUAGUUCAACAUUUGCUACAGAAGAAAUGGUGACUGUUCUUAGUAUUGAUGGAGGUGCAAUAAGGGGAAUCAUUCCAGGUGUCAUUCUUAGAUAUCUCGAAGCAGAACUUCAGAGAAUUGACAAUAAUACAGAUGCAAGAGUGGCUGAUUACUUUGAUCUAAUUGGAGGAACAAGUACUGGAGGAUUAGUGACUGCUAUGUUAACUACUCCAAAUGAAAACAAUAGACCCUUUGCUGCUGCCAAUGAAAUAGUACCUUUUUACUUCGAACAUGGCCCAAAGAUUUUUGAACCUAGUGGUAAUCCACUUUUUGGCCCACAAUAUAAUGGAACAUAUCUUAUGCAAGUUAUUCAAGAAAAAGUUGGAGAAACUUUUUUGAAUCAAACUUUGACAGAAGUUGUCAUCUCAAGCUUUGACAUCCAAACAAAUAAGCCAGUAAUAUUCACUAAGUCAAGUUUAGCGAAAUCUCCAGAAUUGAACGCUAAGAUGUAUGACAUAUGUUAUUCCACAGCAGCAGCUCCAACAUAUUUUGCUCCACUUGGAUUUAAUACUAGUCAUAAUGGAGAUCAAUAUAGGUUCAAUCUUGUUGAUGGUGGUGUUGCUACUGUUGGUGAUCCGGCGUUAUUAUCAGUUAGCGUUGCUACGAAACUUGCAGAAGAGGAUCCAGCAUUUUCUUCAAUUAGGUCAUUGAAUUUCAAAAGAAUGUUGUUGCUCUCAUUAGGCACUGGCACUACAUCAGAUUUUGAUAAAACAUAUACAGCAGAACAGGCAGCUACAUGGGGUAUUUUACAAUGGGGAUCAGCUAUACAAGCAAUGACUGGUGCAGCAAGUUCGUACAUGACUGAUUAUUAUCUUUCUACUGUUUUUCAAGCUCUUGAUUCACAAGACAAUUACCUCAGGGUCCAAGACAAUGCAUUAACAGGCACAACUACUGCAUGGGAUGAUGCUUCUAUGGCUAAUAUGCUAUUAUUAGAACAAGUUGGUGAAAACUUACUGAAGAAACAAGUUUCCAAUGAUGAAACCUAUGAGCAAGCUCUGACUAGGUUUGCAGAAAAGCUCUCUGCUCAGAAGAAACUUCGAGAAAACAAAGCGUCUUAUUAGUUCAAAGGUCUUAUUAUUACUAUGCUUAAAUAAAUAAUAAGUGCUUGCAAAGUUUACGUGGGAUAAAUUUCAAUAGAAAUGUCUCUCUAUGUAAUGGAUUAUGUAACCUUUUGGUUGUGUUAGAUGUUCGAAUAAAUUAUCGCGAUUUUGUGUUA
Solanum lycopersicum (tomato) is the source of this 1354-nucleotide messenger RNA. RefSeq names its product patatin-02-like. Lineage: Eukaryota; Viridiplantae; Streptophyta; Magnoliopsida; Solanales; Solanaceae. Gene Ontology annotation, biological process: lipid metabolic process. The record is from RefSeq and is a predicted model, not a curated record. Gene Ontology annotation, molecular function: monoacylglycerol lipase activity; glycerophospholipase activity.